GUCGUUGUGGCAAUCAAAAGCUUUUGCUCAUUGGUCUUCCACGCACAUUGCUUGUUAGUUGAACACCCCAAAAAGCCUACCUUCACUGGGCUUUCAUCUCUUUUAACUACUAUGUGGCCUAAACGGGUAGCCAACAAGAUCCUUGGAAAGAGGUUCGGUACCAACAACAACAGCAACUUUGUCGCUGACUUGCCGCGCCUCGACAUGGAGACGGCAUUGGUGCCGGAAGUUCCAAGUUUAGAGCAGUUAUCGUCUUAUUAUGACGACAAGACCCUCUUAGAUCAUCGGAAGCAAACGCAUGAGUACAAGAUCUUCGUUAGCACUUGGAAUGUAGGCGGUGUCACGCCAGGGGUUGAUUUGUCGAUGGAAGAUUGGCUCGACCUACGUGACAACGCAUGCGAUAUUUACGUCCUAGGGUUUCAAGAAGUAGUUCCUCUGACAGCUUCCGCUGUUCUGGGGUCGGAGAACGCGACGAUCCGAACAAAAUGGAAUGCCGUGAUCGGGAAAUCCCUGAACCGAACGCGACACGAGCAAGACAGAUUUCAUUGCAUGAUGAGCAAGCAGAUGGUCGGACUAUUGGUCACGAUUUGGGUUCGCGGUGGGCUGCUCGCGCACAUAACCCAUCCAAGUGCUUCGUGCGUAGGCUGCGGUGUCAUGGGCUGCCUAGGCAACAAGGGAGCGGUGUCGGUUCGAUUCGAGUUAUACGAGACGAGCUUCUGCUUCGUGUGCACCCAUCUUGCUUCCGGUGAUCGGCAAGCGGAUCAUGAGUUGAGAAACUCUAACGCAGCCCAAAUAUUGUCAAGGACGAGCUUCCCGGGAGGCCCUUCACUAAAUUCGCCAAGAAAGAUUCUUGAUCACGAUCGGGUGAUUCUGCUUGGAGAUUUGAAUUGCCGGAUUUCCCUCCCGGAAGCAACGACGCGGUCCCUCGUCGAGAGAAGCGAAUGGAGUAAGCUGCUGAAACACGAUCAGUUAAAGGCAGAGCUCAGGAAUGGUCGAGUACUACAAGGUUGGCAGGAGGGGAGGAUCGACUUCGUUCCUACCUACAAAUAUUGCCCUAAUUCGGACGUCUACUACGGAAGUGGCCAGGAGAAUAUCAAGGGAGAAGGAAGACGAGUUCCUGCAUGGUGUGAUAGGAUAAUAUGGUACGGGGAAGGACUGAAGCAGCAUCUAUACACGAGAGGCGAGUCGAAGCUAUCCGACCAUCGGCCGGUGAAAGCGAUCUUCACCGCGCAAGUCAGUGUUUCCACGAAGCUCGAAGGCCUUUGGAGCUUCCUCACCUCCCAAAGCUUCGAGCGGAUUAAGAACGUGUCGGCAGAUGAGAUUUUAGAUUCAACGGCACGUCGAGCUUUCAAAUUUUGUAGUGUUGAUUAAUUUCACAUGCUUACGUAUUGUACAAUGAAUUGCUACCAAAUCAAAGUCCUAGCGGACCUUUCUAUCUCAAUC
Messenger RNA from Rhodamnia argentea, 1443 nucleotides. RefSeq names its product type IV inositol polyphosphate 5-phosphatase 9-like. The coding region runs from base 112 to 1371 and encodes 419 amino acids. Gene Ontology annotation, molecular function: phosphatidylinositol-3,4,5-trisphosphate 5-phosphatase activity; phosphatidylinositol-4,5-bisphosphate 5-phosphatase activity; inositol-polyphosphate 5-phosphatase activity. Gene Ontology annotation, biological process: phosphatidylinositol dephosphorylation. The transcript has 7 exons. NCBI's taxonomy places the organism in Eukaryota, Viridiplantae, Streptophyta, Magnoliopsida, Myrtales, Myrtaceae. The record is from RefSeq and is a predicted model, not a curated record.